GCCUCCUGUGGUAUCUUGAAAAGUCGCGAUGGCCCCCAAGACGUUGGCGCGGAAUGAAGCGCUCCUCGAUGAGAUGACGAGCUACUCGCUGGGCAACUACGUCAAAGACAUGAUGGCGAUUCUCAUGGAGCGUCUCAUCGUGGACCUGCCCAACGACCCGCUCAACUACCUCAUCGACCUCGUCCAGAACGACCCACGCAUCAUCGCGCUCGACGAGGAGGCGCGCUACAGCCGCAUGGACUUGCGCUCGAUCAAGACCAAGCAAACGCUUCUCAAAGCCAUCUACGACGACCUUAGGGUCUACGAGAAAGCGCCGUUUGUGUCGGCUGUCGUCGCCUCCAAGCUCCUGCGCCAGCACUUUCCGCGCCACGCCAACGACAUUGUGAACGCUGUCGUGCAGACCGAGAAGGCGCUACCACCCAAGGUGACCUUGCGCGACUUUAACACUGUCGCCCUGGCCGUCCUCGCACGGCCGGCGAGUACCUAGUGUUUCUUGCAGCUAGGUAUACGAGCAACGAGACGACAAUAUUGUGCAUCAACUAUUUCGUGCUCGGAAAACGAGAAUAAAGAGAGUGGUGCGAUCAUAGUUGAAUACAAACACAGCGCUCGCCAUGCUAAUUAUCUUUGCCG
Molecule: messenger RNA, 630 nt
Organism: Saprolegnia diclina VS20
Lineage: Eukaryota; Oomycota; Saprolegniomycetes; Saprolegniales; Saprolegniaceae
Exons: 2
Coding region: 29-487 (152 amino acids)
Source: RefSeq, a predicted model, not a curated record